AUGGCGCCGCGCGAAGACCUAGUUGCAUCCGCGGUCACGUUCCUCCAGGACCCGUCUGUCGCUUCUGCUCCCCUCGAGAAGCGCAUCGAGUUUCUCAAAUCCAAGAAUCUCACACAAGAAGAAAUCACUGUGUCUCUUGCCCGUGCUGGCGGGGAUGCAGCUGCCGUCUCUACACCGUCGCCACAAAAUGCUCCCUACUAUCCGCCUCCCAGCGCCCACGAUGUCCGAGGUCCUCCGGGUCCCAGAUAUCCAUACCCUUACAAUCCGUACGGAGACUGGCAACCUCCACCGCCGGAGCCGCCCAAACGAGACUGGAGAGAUUGGUUCAUCAUGGCUACCGUGGUCGGCGGUGCGGGAUACGGCAUGUACGUCCUUGCGCAGAGAUACAUCAAACCAUUAAUAUCGCCACCCACACCACCACAACUGGAGCAGGAUAAAGCCGCCAUUGACGAGCAAUUCAACAAGGCAUUUGCACUGCUCGACACAUUGUCUUCCGAUACUGCUGCAUUGAAACAGGCUGAAGAGGCUCGAACGCAAAGACUGGACAGCGCCAUUACGGAUAUCGAAGAGAUUGUUGCAGAACUGAAAGCGGCAAAUCAGAAGCGUGAAGACGAUGCGCGACGUAUGGAGGCAGAAAUCAAGACCAUGAAAGAUGGUCUGCCUCGCUCUAUUGACAACGUACGAGAUGCGAGCGAGAGGCAGUUGAAAGAGUUGAGCACCGAGUUGAGCAGUUUGAAAGCCCUGAUGGGAAAUCGUAUGGGUAGCGGCUCUGGAGUCUUUGGAGUCCCACGGGCACAGCCACCGACAAUGCCAGGCUCAAACGCUGCCUCCACGUCCAGUACCCCAGCACCACCCCCUUCAGUGGAGAAUGCCCCUGCUGGUAGCGGUGUAUCUGCGCCUCGGCCAAUACCAUCGUCUACGAACUCAACUCCACAACUUCCUGCCUCUAACCCGACUCCGGUGGCAACAUCUGGAAGCAGACCGACAUCUGGCACCAAAGCUUCUAUUCCGGCCUGGCAGAUGGCGGCACUCAAGGCGGCAAAUAAUCCUAGCCCGGCGGCUGCGAGUCACGGGGCUAAUGUACCAGUGGCUAAUGGUGCAUCUUCUGGAUCAUCUUCCCAGCAGCAGCAGCAGCAACCUGAUGGUGCAGACGCCAUCGCUGCUCUUAACGCAAGUUAG
Molecule: messenger RNA, 1179 nt
Organism: Fonsecaea pedrosoi CBS 271.37
Lineage: Eukaryota; Fungi; Ascomycota; Eurotiomycetes; Chaetothyriales; Herpotrichiellaceae
Exons: 1
Coding region: 1-1179 (392 amino acids)
Biological process (GO): protein import into peroxisome matrix, docking
Cellular component (GO): peroxisomal membrane; peroxisomal importomer complex
Molecular function (GO): signaling receptor binding
Source: RefSeq, a predicted model, not a curated record